Messenger RNA from Amaranthus tricolor (Joseph's coat), 672 nucleotides. RefSeq lists its product as uncharacterized. Gene Ontology annotation, molecular function: endopeptidase inhibitor activity. The transcript has a single exon. The record is from RefSeq and is a predicted model, not a curated record. NCBI's taxonomy places the organism in Eukaryota, Viridiplantae, Streptophyta, Magnoliopsida, Caryophyllales, Amaranthaceae. The coding region runs from base 145 to 534 and encodes 129 amino acids.
UAAACUAAGGUCUAGGUCAACCAGACCAUUAAGUAGUUUAUAAAUAUCAUUGACUCCACAUUCAAAUGGAAUAUUAUGAAACUCAAGGGAAAGAAAAUCAAAAGAGAAAGAAUGGAUUUGAAAUGAGUAGGAGAAGAAGCUCUCAUGGAUUUGACCCAGGAAUCACCAUUGAAGUCAAGGUCUUUGAGAAGUUGUCUCUCACACAUUGGAAUGAAUAUGCUACAUCUUAGCAUGUCCGGUCUUAAUUUUAAGCUCAGAAAAAUGGAUUACCCUAAUUCGAACAAAAUUGGGAGCGGCGUAGUUUGUGGCUGCAUCUUUUUUCUUUUCAGUGCCUGCCUUUUGUUUUUAUGUCCUCGAUUUUGGGUUGUAUCCCAAGAAAAUCAGGAAGUCUCUAAUGGGUUGCCUCUAAAAUUCUUUCCUGUGAACACAAAACACAAAACAAUCCCUGUUUCUUCAGAUCUCAAUAUGGUAUUCGAUGUCGCCUCGAUCCGUGUCCCAUCAAAUGUAUGGAGUUUGACUAAAGAUGAUCAGUAAAGUGAAAGGCGAUAUGUGGUAUGUGGGAGCAUGAGGGAAGUUGGGAAUCCUGGGAUAGGAACGCUAAGUAAUUGGUUUAGGAUUGAUAAGGCUAGAAAUCUGGUGUAGUUUUAGUAGAUGAAAUUGAAAGAGUAAAUC